AUGUUCUUUAAUACUCUCGCUUGGGCCGCUUUAGUCUUUCUGUCGAGUUGCAGGGCUCUCAGAUAUGAUCCAGCUUUCCUCCAAUACAACCUCAAUCAGAAUAAGUCAGCAGAGAAUCCGAUAGACUACUGGGGAGAAUGGACGGACCAUCAGUAUCAUCCUUCGCCGUCGAACUGGCGCUUUCCGUUCUAUACGCUCUUUCUUGACAGAUUUGUCAAUGGCGACCCCACCAACGACAAUAUAAAUGGAACAGCAUAUGAACAUGACCUGAAUUCCAACCAGAUGCGCCAUGGAGGCGAUCUGCAGGGCCUUGUCGACACGCUGGACUACCUCCAUGGUAUGGGCGUCAAGGGAUUGUAUAUUGCCGGUUCUCCCUUCAUAAACACUCCAUGGGGCUAUGAUCAAUACUCACCGCUUGACCUCUCUGUCCUCGACCAGCAUUUCGGAACCAUCGACAUGUGGCGAGCUGCCAUACAAGAGAUCCAUGCCCGCAAUAUGUAUGUUAUCCUGGACAAUACUUUCGCUACCCUGGGGGAUCUCAUCGGAUUUGACGGUUACCUCAAUACCACGACGCCUUUUACGCUCGCAGAGCAUCAAGUGCAGUGGAAGUCAUCUCGCCAAUACCAUGACUUCCACUUUGGAAAUAGUUACAACAAGACAUGUCAAUACCCAAAAUUCUGGCUCGAGACGGGAUACCCUGUCGGCGAAGAUGUCACAAGCCAAAUGACCGGCUGCUAUGACAGCGAGUUUGACCAGUAUGGCGAUACAGAAGCCUUCGGUGUCUUCCCAGACUGGCGUCGUGAGUUGUCAAAAUUCGCAUCCGUCCAAGAUCGUCUGCGUGAAUGGCACGAGCCUGUCCGCCAGAAGCUGGAGAACUUUUAUUGUAUGAUGAUUGCGCAGCUUGACAUCGACGGUUAUCGAUAUGAUAAAGCUACACAAUCCACAGUUGACGCCAUGGGCUACAUGAACAAUGCAAUGCGGCGAUGCGCUCGACGAUUCGGAAAAGACAAUUUUUUCACCCCCGGCGAGAUUACUGGCGGAAACGUCUUCGGGUCGAUCUUCCUGGGUCGUGGGAGGCAGCCUGACAUGCUGCCCGAGAAUCUGACGAUGGCAGCCACAAUGACCAACGAUUCUGCCGACAAAUAUUUCCUGAGAGACCCCGAACAUGGUGCCCUCGAUGCUGCUGCCUUUCAUUACACAGUAUAUCGUACUCUGACACGCUUCUUGGGUAUGGACGGCAAUCUCGAGGCUGGUUACGAUGCUCCCCGAAACUUCGUGGACAUGUGGAAUACUUUUCUGCUCACGAAUGACUUUGUCAAUCCCAAUACUGGGAAAGUCGAUCCUAGGCACAUGUACGGCGUUACGAAUCAGGAUGUCUUUCGGUGGCCCGCCAUCGCCAACGGAAUUCAUCGCCAACUGUUGGGCCAUUUCAUAACCACGAUCCAUAUGCCUGGUGCUCCACUGCUGCUGUGGGGUGAAGAGCAAGCAUUCUAUGUACUGGACAACACGGCAUCAAACUACAUUUUCGGUCGACAAGCAAUGUCUUCAGCAACUGCCUGGCAAACCCAUGGUUGCUACAGUCUUGAUUCCACACAGUUCUUCAAAAUGCCGCUGAAUGCAUCGCGUCAUGGUUGUCAAGAUGAUACAGUUAGCUUUGACCACAGGGACCCGUCGCACCCCGUACGCAACAUCAUUCAUCAUAUGAAUCAACUGAGAGAACAGUUUCCCGUCCUGCAGGACGGCUUUUUCCUGCAACAAUUAUCCAAUCAGACCCAACAGAUCCAAUAUCCUGGUUCCGGCAAUGUGACCACCGAGACUGGCAUGUGGUCAGUGAUGCGCUCCGCCUUUCCUGGAAUCCAGGAUCUCAGUGGUACGGGCGCGGGCAAUCUCCCUGUCUGGCUGCUCUAUUCGAAUGCGAAUGCAUCGACCACGUAUACCUUCGAUUGCAACAACAACGAUACGGAUUUGAACACGACUAGUUUGAUUGCUCCGUACGACGCCGGCACGAUCGUCAAGAAUCUGUUUUACCCUUACGAUGAACAAACUCUUACGGACAGCGUCCAUCGCUUGGGCAUUAACGGGUCAGCGAACCCAAAUGGUUGUCUAAGCAGCCUUCAUAUGGCCGCUUAUGACUUUAGAGCUUACGUUCCGUUGGAUCAAUGGGUAGCACCGAAACCGAUGAUAACUAAAUUCGUCCCUGGCCACGACGUACGCAUCGAGUCCAAAGUCAGUGAAAAUGGCACGGAGUCCGUCAACAUUGAGCUCCAAUUCUCGGUGGAAAUGAAUUGUGAAAGCGUCACAAAUGGCAUUACCUUCAACUCCACUACUGAAUUGGGAACGACUCCAACCAUCGACCAAGGCAGUGUCCGAUGCUCCAAUCUCGAGAAUGCACAAGCUCCUCCAUAUGUCGGCGCUAUUUCAUCCACCUGGUCCUGGUCGGCCACGCUGAACAACGUGGCCAAUGGCAUGCAUGCAGUUUCAGUCCACAACGUAUCAUCCCAGGCCGGAGAACCCACGAACGCCAUUGAUCGAUUCCUGUUCCGGAUCGGGCAGAGAAACAAUCCAAUCGUAUUUACAAGAACCGCGAACUACUCGUCAAGUCUUCUCAGCAAGAGUGAGAAUGGAUCCUUGAUCAUCUCACAUGCGGCGGCUGGGGCAGACAAAUGGCGAUAUUCUACAAACUGGGGAUCGUCUUUCUCAGAAUGGAUGCCUUACGUCGGCGGGAAAACUCAGAUUGAAGAGCAGGCUUGGACUGGAACAAAGUUACAGUCUUGGAAAGGCACUCACGUCCAUGUGGAGUAUUUCAGUCGCCUAGCAGGGAGUAGCGACCACAUCCAACAGGGCGAUCUCGGCUUCAGCACACCUCGGCGGUUUCCCCAUCUUUUCUUGAACGGGCCUUAUAACCAGUACGGAUACGAUGCUGGUCUCGACAACGAAAUGAAACUCACAGGCAACUCAACUUGGGCUCAUCAUUUCAUGACCGAAUGGAGUCUGAAGGGUGCCCUAGCCCAAAUCAACGUCUGGGGUCUCAACCCCGACGGCAAACCUGACCAGACAAUUGUGAUGGGCGAUGCCGAUGGAGACUCUGUCCUCGAUCGUCUCCCACCAUCGUCACUCGCGGCAGUCGUUCUGAACAUUACUCAGCCGCCUCCAAAGCCACAUCUCGGAUGGCGGGUCGUCAUAGAUGAUGGCAGUUUGCAUUUCGAGCUCCUGCCGUCCGGUAAUAUGUGGACUCAGCUUAUCCUCUAUGUGCUCCUCUGGGUCGUCCCAAUCAUCACAGCAGCCUUUGGCGUGUGGUCAUUUAUGCAGUCUUUUUACCAAAUCAAGUUUAAUGAGAUUGGUAUAUCAGAGAAGACUGGCCUGAUCCCAACGGUCUUCAAGAGACAGUUCAAAAAGCUAGCUGAUGAGGAAGCGUCCCCGGGCAUUCUGACGAAAAUUUCCCGUAAACCAAAGUUUCUGCAACAAUCCGACACCGUCAUCGAUCAGCAGAAAAGACGCACAGUUCUGAUCGCAACAAUGGAGUACGACAUCGAAGAUUGGGGUAUCAAGAUCAAGAUUGGGGGGCUCGGUGUCAUGGCACAGCUGAUGGGUAAGAACCUAGGUCACCAAGACCUGAUCUGGGUCGUGCCCUGUGUUGGAGGCGUAGACUACCCAGAAGACAAGAGAGCGGAUCCGAUGACAGUGACAGUCCUCGGCAAGCCAUAUGAAGUCCAGAUCCAGUACCAUGUUCUGCGUAACAUCACUUACGUCCUUCUCGACGCACCUGUUUUCAGGCAGCAGACAAAGGCCGAACCUUAUCCCCCUCGAAUGGACGACCUUUCUUCGGCCAUUUACUAUUCAGCAUGGAAUCAAUGCAUUGCCCAAGCCCUCAAUCGAUUCCCUGUAGACCUUUAUCACAUCAACGACUACCAUGGCUCGGUGGCUCCACUAUACCUCCUCCCGAGAACAAUCCCCGCCUGCUUGUCCCUGCACAAUGCCGAGUUUCAGGGACUGUGGCCGAUGCGGACAAAGCAGGAACGGGAUGAGGUGUGCUCCGUCUUCAACCUAUCUUCUGAGCUUGUACAGCGGUACGUCCAGUUUGGCGAAGUAUUCAAUCUUCUUCACGCCGGGGCUUCAUAUUUGAGGGUCCAUCAGCAAGGAUUCGGAGCAGUUGGUGUGUCCAAGAAAUAUGGAAAGCGAUCAUAUGCUCGAUACCCUAUCUUCUGGGGACUAAAGAAGGUCGGGAGAUUGCCUAAUCCCGACCCAUCCGAUACGGGCGAGUGGGACAAAAAGCUUCCCAAUGAGUCCGAUAUCCAGAUCGACCCAGAAUUUGAAGCUGCACGGCCUGAACUGAAGCGUCAGGCUCAAGAAUGGGCUGGCCUGGAGCAAAACCCCGACGCCGAGCUGUUUGUUUUCGUCGGACGUUGGUCCAUGCAAAAAGGCGUCGAUCUGAUUGCAGAUGUGUUCCCGUCGAUUUUAGAGUCCAAUCCAAACGUGCAGCUCAUCACCAUCGGACCUGUCAUUGAUCUGUACGGCAAAUUCGCGGCACUGAAAUUGGAUCGAAUGAUGAAGCUCUACCCUGGUAGAGUCUUCUCCAAGCCUGUCUUUACAGCCCUUCCUCCAUUCAUCUUCUCUGGAGCUGAGUUUGCUCUGAUCCCUUCCAGAGACGAACCUUUUGGACUUGUCGCGGUUGAAUUCGGUCGUAAAGGUGCCUUGGGCGUAGGCGCCAGAGUUGGAGGUCUGGGGCAAAUGCCGGGCUGGUGGUACACUGUUGAGUCCACCACAACUGCGCAUCUACUUCAUCAGUUUAAGCAGGCCAUCCAUGAGGCCCUAAGCUCGAAGACGGAAAUUCGUGCGCUAAUGCGGGCACGAUCGGCCAAACAGAGGUUUCCAGUUGCGCAAUGGGUUGAAGACCUCGAAAUACUGCAGUCCACAGCUAUCCGUAUCCACCACAAGAUCGAAGCUACGAGGCGCCAUAGCGCUGUAGGAGAUCUUCUGGGAUCCUCUUCCUGGAACACUCCUGGAGGAUCUGGUGCAGCCACACCAGCUGGUUUCCGCACCCCAACAUUUGGCCAUUCGCGACUGUCAAGCUAUACAACCUUGCAUUCUCUCACUGCUCGUCUCAAGAAUCUGGGUCACAGUCGAGAACAGAGCCAGGAUACCACUGCUGACCGUCCAACCUCUGACCAUUCGCCGGCGGCUUCUGGCCUGUCGCGCUCAGCUUCUCUCGGGUCACGCAGAGGCCCUGGUCAUGUCGACACCCAGGAUGAACAUGAUGAAGAAGAGCCGUAUAUGCCUGCAGCCCUUCCUCCUGUUCCCGAUAUCGACGGAGACGAUACUGGGCUGGGGUCGGCUGCUCUGCAAAAUCCCAAUGAAAAUCUGGAUGAAGACGACGAAGAUAUUGGUAGCGAUCUCGAGGAUGACGAUGAGGAGGGCAUUACGAUACCUAUCGAGAACCCCGGGCAAUAUCAAAGGGUACCUGUGAAUGACGACUCCCCCUACUCUGCACGAUCAAACAAUGCCUUCCGAUCAGAUAGAAUGGUUGGACUGGAGCUAAGUCCGCCAGCGAAUAGUCCGAAGAGAAAUGUUCACUCGUCUGAGCAAGGCACGCCUAGACCAGAAUCGGGGCUUCUCAUUCCACCGCCAGUCCUCACAGACAACAAUCGCAUCUCGAGUAGCAAAUCGCUGCUCUCCAUGAACUCAAUAGUGGGAGAGAAAACCGACUUUCAACUACAAAAGGUCGAUCCUUUCUUUACGGACAGCAACGGCGAAUUUGCAAGGACUUUCGAAAAGAAACUCGAAGACCUUAAGGGGAGCAACUCCGAGUCUACAACAUGUAUUGAAGAAUUCCUGAUUAAGUCAGAGAAACAAUGGUUUGACACCUUCCGCAACGUAAAACUCGGAAGGCAUACUGCCUACUCGGGCCGCUCGAGCUUCCACACCAACCGUGAUUCUCGUCCGACUUCGGCCGCACCUUCUAUCUAUGGGGGCAACACCGAUCCUGAGUCUCAGCCCGACACCAACAAUCUUGCCGAGGAGUUUCUGCUGGGCAAGGACUACAAGCCGCCCACUGGCCUGAGGAAAUGGAUGCAAUUGCGGAUUGGAGAUUGGCCAGUAUAUGCCUUUUUCAUGGGCUUUGGGCAAAUCAUUGCAGCCAACUCCUACCAAAUCACCCUGUUGACUGGAGAGGUUGGGCAGACAGCAGACAAGCUCUACGCUGUUGCUUCCAUCUAUCUCGGCACGUCGGUAUGCUGGUGGCUCCUCUUUAGGCGGUUUCAGUCUAGACUCUGUCUAUCUUUGCCAUUCUUCUUCUACGGUCUGGCAUUCAUUCUGAUCGGGACUGCUCACUAUGGGUCUACCAUCAGCAACCGAGGAUGGAUCCAAAAUAUGGGAACGGGCAUGUACGCUGUGGCUUCGUCAUCGGGCUCCAUCUUCUUUGCUCUCAACUUUGGCGACGAGGGUGGCGCUCAGGUCAAAGCUUGGGUGUUCCGAGCUUGCGUGAUUCAAGGCACACAGCAAAUCUACGUCGUGGCGCUGUGGUACUGGGGUGCAUAUCUCAAUCGACAGACAGUCGACGCCCUCGUCACUACUUCCGAUCCCAUUUCCUCGACCUGGAAAAUCACAGUUAUCGCGCUUCCAAUUGCAUUUCUGCUUUGGUUUGUUGGCCUUCUGAUGUGGUUCGGUCUACCUAGCUACUACAGACAAGCCCCCGGCAAAAUGCCGAGCUUCUACAGGAGUUUGCUGCGUCGAAAGAUUGUUCUCUGGUUCUUCGUCACAGUACUCAUCCAGAAUUUCUUUCUCUCGGCCCCAUAUGGCCGUAACUGGUCGUUCCUCUGGAGUAGCUCGCACGCCAAGACCUGGCAAGUUCUAUUACUCGUCGUCCUAUUUUUCAUUGGCGUCUGGGCUGGCCUUCUGUGGCUUUUUGGCGUGCUUUCCAAGUCGCACAGUUGGAUACUACCCCUCUUUGCCAUUGGUCUUGGUGCACCGCGCUGGGCCCAGAUAUGGUGGGGAACUAGCAACAUAGGUCUUUAUCUUCCCUGGGCGGGCGGUUACACGGCUUCAGCGCUCGUUUCACGUGCGCUGUGGCUAUGGCUUGGUACGCUUGACGCUAUUCAAGGCGUGGGAUUGGGAAUGAUCCUCCUCGCAACACUGACGCGGGUGCACGUUGCAUUCACCCUCGUGAUGGCACAGGUACUUGGUUCAGUGGCUACUAUAAUAGCUAGAGCUGUUGCACCCAACAAAAUUGGUCCUGGACCGAUCAGCCCCGACAUCAGUGGUGGAGUGAGCAAUAUCUGGCAGGCCUGGUUCUGGAUUGGAUUGGUUGCGAAUUUGAGCAUCUGUGUCGGGUAUUUCAAGGUGAGCGAGGACUCUUGUCUCUGUCAUUGA
Molecule: messenger RNA, 7365 nt
Organism: Cladophialophora psammophila CBS 110553
Lineage: Eukaryota; Fungi; Ascomycota; Eurotiomycetes; Chaetothyriales; Herpotrichiellaceae
Product: alpha-1,3-glucan synthase
Exons: 2
Coding region: 1-7365 (2454 amino acids)
Biological process (GO): fungal-type cell wall (1->3)-alpha-glucan biosynthetic process
Cellular component (GO): fungal-type cell wall
Molecular function (GO): alpha-1,3-glucan synthase activity
Source: RefSeq, a predicted model, not a curated record